AUGCAUUCAAGAAAACAACUUGGUUAUGAAUCUACUAUAUAUGGAAGAGACACUGAUAUUGAGAAACUUAAGCAUCUUUUGUUGUCUAGUAGUAGUGAUGGUGAUACUAAAACAAGAGUCAUUUCUAUUAUCGGUAUGGGAGGGAUUGGUAAAACAACUCUCGCCCAACACCUUUACAAUCAUCCUCAAGUUAAUGACAAAUUUGAGUUAAAAGUAUGGGCAGAUUUCUCCAAUGAUGAUGAUGAUUUUAGUGUUUUUGAAAACGUUCUUGAAUCUAUUACUUCACAAACAACCACUAAUGAUACAACGGAAAUCAGAACCUUUUACCCAAACUUUUUACUGGUAUUGGAUGGUGUGUGGGAUGCGAGAUUUGUCAAUUGGACAUUACUCAUGGAUAUCUUUAAUGCUGGAGAAACAGGAAGUAGGAUCAUCGUCACAACACGAGAUGAAAGAAUUGCAAUAUCCAUGCAAACCUUUCUUUCUGUCCACUAUCUGACACCUUUGAAAGUUGAAGAUUGCUGGUCUUUACUUGCCGAAAACGCAUUUGGAGAACAUUACUACCACCAACAAUCCUAUCUAGAAGGAAUUGGCGCAUUUAAAAAAGAAAUACAUGAAGAAAUUGGAAGAAAAAUUGCAAUAAAGUGUGAUGGAUUACCAUUAGCUGCUAUAGAAUAUGGGGCUCUUCUUCGCAUCUCACUGAACCCAUAUGAUUGGAAUUAUGUGCUAGAAAGCUGCGUUCAGGAAACAGCUUUUGAGGUGCUAGCUUCUCUCAAAUUAAGCUACAAUUUCCUCUCUGAUCCUUUAAAAAAGUGUUUUCAAUAUUGUUCCAUUUUUCCGAAAAAGUCCAUCUUAGAAAAAAAGAUGAUGGUAGUUCAGUUGUGGAUUGCAGCAGGCUUACUAGAAUCAUCGUCCACGGAUCAAGAAAAAGCUGGAGAAGAAUACUUUGAUGUACUAGUGUCAAGGUCGUUGAUAUAUCGACGAUCUAUUGGUGAUGAGGAAGGACACUUUGAAAUGCACAACUUCAUCCAUGAUUUAGCUACAGAGGUUUCAUCACCAUACUGUAUCAAUAUGGACGAACAUAUCCUACAUGAAAAUGUACAUAAUUUGUCAUACAAUAGAGGGCUAUAUGACUCAUUUGAUAAAUUUGAUAAAUUGUACGGAUUAAAAGGUUUGUGUACCUUUCUAGCAAUUCCAUUACAAGAACAAUUACCUCUUGGUUUGCUAUCAAACAAGGUAGUACAUGACUUGCUUCCAACAAUGAAACAAUUACGAGUGUUGUCUCUCUCAAACUACAAGAGUAUCACUCAGGUUCCCAACUCUUUUGGAGAUUUGUUAUACAUGCGGUACUUAAAUCUUUCUCACACUAAUAUUGAAAGGUUGCCUUCUCAAACGUGCAAGCUUUACAAUCUGCAAUUCUUGUUAUUGGCAGGCUGUAAAAGGUUCACUGAAUUGCCGGAGGACAUUGGAAAAUUGAUUAAUCUAUACUACCUUGACGCAAGUAACACUGCAUUGAGGGAGAUGCCUGAGGACAUGGGAAAGUUGGUUAAUCUACGCUACCUUGACAUCAGUGACACCGUGUUGAGGGAGAUGCCUAUUCAAAUAGCCAAACUACAAAAUCUCCACACUUUGUCUGACUUUGUUGUCAGCAAACAUAAUGAUGGAUUGAAGGUUGCAGAGCUGGGAAAAUUUCCCAAUCUGCAUGGAAAACUUUCCAUCUCCCAACUACAAAAUGUUUAUGACCCCAUUGAAGUUAUCAAAGCCAAUAUGAAGAUGAAAGAACAAAUAGACGAAUUAACUUUAGAAUGGGACUGUGGCACUUCUUCAAAUCCACAAGUUCAAAAUACAAUACUUGAACACUUGCAACCCUCAACAAAUUUGAAAAGUCUCACCAUCAAAGGCUAUGGUGGAGUCAACAUUCCAAAUUGGUUGGGUGAUUCUUUAUUUGAUAGUAUGGUGUAUUUAAAGAUCUCCAAUUGUGAUAAUUGUAUACGGCUUCCGCCCCUUGGGAAAUUGGGUAAUUUGAAAGAACUCAAUAUUGAUUCGAUGCUUUCCAUAAAGAGUGUUGGUAUAGAGUUCUAUAGAAGUGAUAAUUCUGCUUUGUUUCAACCAUUUCCCUCCCUGGAGAUUCUACGCUUUGAGAAUAUGCCUGAGUGGGAGGAAUGGAACAUGAUUGAAGGUUCGACUAUGAGUUUUCCUAGUCUCAAACAUUUGUUGCUAAGUAAGUGUCCUAAACUUCGAGGAGACACACCUCACAAACUUUCUUCCUUAACUGAGCUUGAGUUAAGAAGGUGUCCUUUAUUGAUGGAGUCAAAUCAUUCAUAUGAUAAUAACAAUAUCAUAAUUAUAGUUCCAAUGUCAGAUAUAUUCAACAGAUUUAUGCUCCCUCUCAAUUCUCUUCGACAGUUGACCAUAGACGGCUUUCCAUCUCUAACAUCUUUCCCAACAUGCGGUCUACCAAAAACCUUGAAAUUUCUCAUUAUCAGUAAUUGUGAGAAUCUAGAGUUUUUUCCUCGUGAAUACUUGCACAAUUACACAUCGUUGGAGGAAUUGAAAAUAUCUUAUAGUUGUAGUUCAAUGAUAUCAUUUACCUUAGGCGCUCUGCCUGUUCUCAAGAGUCUGUUUAUUGAGGGUUGUAAAAAUCUAAAAUUGAUAUUAAUGGCAGAAAAUGUGUCACAAAAGAGUCUCUCAUUUCUUAGAAGCAUAAAAAUAUGGGAUUGUAGUGUAUUGGAGUCAUUUCCCCCUGGUGGAUUGACCACUCCAAACCUCGUUUAUUUUGCACUGUGGAAAUGUGAGAGGCUUCCUUCACUACCAGAAGCAAUGAACACUCUAACCAACCUUCAAGAAAUGGAAAUUGAUAAUCUACCAAAUCUUCAAUCUUUUUCCAUAAAUGAUUUACCUAGCAGUAUCCAAGAAUUGACUAUUGGUUCUGUUGGAGGGAUUAUGCGGUAUACCUGGCCAACCUGGGAACAUUUCACCCAUCUUUCAGUGUUGCGAAUUAACGGCGAUGAUACGUUGAACACGCUAAUGGGGCCAAUUCUACCUGCAUCACUUGUGACAUUAUGCAUCUAUGAUCUUAUUCAUACAAACAUUGAUAGGAUGUGGUUUAAAUAUCUAAACUCUCUCCAAAAACUUGAGAUUGUUAAUGCUCCCAAACUCAUGGCGUUGCCAAAAGAGGGAUUGCCUUCCUCUCUUUCUGUAUUAAGUAUCACUUGUUGUCCAUUACUGGAAGCAAGUUUGCUGAGGAAGCGAGGGAAAGAAUGGCGUAAGAUCGCUCACAUUCCUUUCAUAAUCAUCAAUGACAACAUGAUCACAUGAGUUUUCU
Molecule: messenger RNA, 3322 nt
Organism: Vicia villosa (hairy vetch)
Lineage: Eukaryota; Viridiplantae; Streptophyta; Magnoliopsida; Fabales; Fabaceae
Product: putative disease resistance RPP13-like protein 1
Exons: 3
Coding region: 1-3315 (1104 amino acids)
Molecular function (GO): ADP binding
Source: RefSeq, a predicted model, not a curated record